This is a messenger RNA of Salvelinus sp. IW2-2015, 2394 nucleotides long. The record is from RefSeq and is a predicted model, not a curated record. Lineage: Eukaryota; Metazoa; Chordata; Actinopteri; Salmoniformes; Salmonidae.
UCAACUCUCAUUCCCUGGUUUUUAAUACCUGCACGAGCCUCCGCUCCUUCAUUCCAUGACAAAAUAAUUGUUGAGACAAGGCGUAACAACCGCACAACAUAAAAGGACGAUCUUUCCAUUCACUUUUUGCAGAGGAAAUCUAAUUUUUUCCCAGCUUGGUGACUUUGGAGAGGCUUGGAUACCACUGCUUUUGCACUGACAUUUUGUGAGUCACAGCGGGAGUUUCGUGUGUGUGUGGAAGUCGCAUUUACCGCAGUACCUGUUCCAUUCCGACAGCCGAGGUUCUGUCCUACCCAGCACCGUCGCCAGUGUGAAGCCUGCCUAAACUCAGCCCUGAGAGGUCCGGCUCCCAGACCAGCACCCUGAACAUGAGACAGCUGUGUAUCUGUGUGUCUGUCCUGCUAGCCUUGGCCACCAUGGCUGUGGCAAGGCCUAAAGCAGGACCGGAGCAGAAGUGCAAGUCCGGCCCAGUGGACCUCAUGUUCAUUAUUGACAGCUCUCGAAGUGUGCGGCCCCACGAGUUUGAGACCAUGCGCAAGUUCAUGAUUGACAUCAUCCACACGCUGGACAUGGAGGCGAAUGCCACCCGAGUGGGCGUGGUGCAGUACUCCAGCCAGGUCCAGAACGAAUUCUCUCUCAAGACCCACGGCAAGCUGCAGGGCAUGGUGAAAGGCAUCAAUGAGAUCCUCCCCCUGGCGCAGGGCACCAUGACGGGCCUGGCCAUCAAGUACGUCAUGAACCAUGCCUUCACGGCAGCCGAGGGCGACCGACCCAAGGUGCCCAAUGUGGCCGUCAUCGUAACGGACGGGCGGCCCCAGGACCGCGUGGCGGAGGUAGCAGCCGAGGCUCGUGACAAGGGAAUAGAGAUCUAUGCGGUGGGCGUCGCCCGGGCGGAUAUGACCUCGCUGCGUGCUAUGGCGUCGCCGCCCAUCGAGGACCAUGUCUUCCUGGUGGAGUCUUUUGACCUGAUCUACCAGUUUGGCCUGCAGUUCCAGGACAAGCUCUGCAAUGGGUUGGGGAUGGAUCUGUGCCUGGAGUCUGACCAUGGCUGUGAGCACCUCUGUGAGAGCUCCCCUGGAUCUUUCCACUGCCUGUGUCUGCCAGGGUACACUCUCAACGAGGAUGGCAAGACCUGUAAAGUGAUUGGCUACUGUUCGUUUGGGAAUCACAGCUGUCAGCAUGAGUGUGUGAGUGUCCUCAAUGGCUAUUUCUGCCACUGUAAUGAGGGAUACACACUCCAGGAGGAUGGAAAGACCUGCCAGAACUUGUGUAACACAGUGGAGCAUGGCUGUGAGCACCAGUGUAUCAGUACACCAGGCUCCUACUACUGCAUCUGCCCUGAGGGACAGCUACUGGCGGAGGAUGGCAAGGCCUGCAGAACCUGCAGAUCGGCCAACAUUGACCUGGUCCUCCUCAUCGAUGGCUCCAAGAGCGUGCGUCCCCAGAACUUUGAGCUGGUCAAGCAGUUUGUCAACCAGGUGGUGGACUCCCUGGAUGUGUCCGCCCAUGGGACUCGAGUGGGCGUAGUGCAGUACUCCAGCCACGUGCGCACAGAGUUCGCCCUCAAAAUGUACGAGAAGGCAGAUGACAUCAAGAAGGCGGUGAUGAACGUGGAGUACAUGGAGAAGGGCACCAUGACGGGCCUGGCCCUCAAGCACAUGGUGGAGAACAGCUUCUCGGAGGCCGAGGGUGCCCGCAAGAACAUCCCUCGCGUGGGCCUGGUCUUCACUGACGGCCGCUCUCAGGACGACAUCACUGAGUGGGCCAAGAAGGCCAAAGAAGCAGGUAUCACCAUGUAUGCUGUUGGUGUUGGGAAGGCCGUGGAGGAUGAGCUGCGUGAGAUUGCCUCAGAGCCACUAGACAAGCACUUCUUCUAUACCACUGACUUCACUUUCAUCAACCAGAUAGCCGAGAACCUCAAGCUCAAUGUCUGUGCAGAGGAGAGCCAGGGAGAGAUUGAGGUGAAAGACCCAUGUGCCUGUGAGAGUCUGGUUGAGUUCCAGCAAGCAACAAUGUCCACUCUGGAGCAGCUGAAAACAAAACUGGCGGGUAUGACUGCACGAUUGGAGGACAUUGAGAACCAGCUGCUGUCACGAAAAUGAGGGAUGUCAUUCAAGUAACCCAACAAGAAAAAGGAGAUGCGUUGAGCAUAGAAUAAUUUUUCUGUCAAGAAUGUAACAGUAAAAACACAAGUCCUAUCAAUGUCGAAUUUCCAUGAUGUAAAUGACCCAAAACAAUAUUUUAUGUAGAAAAUAUCAUUUCAGCGCAUGCAUGUGGACAUGCAAUGGACUUAAGUCAUGUCAAGCACAUCCAUACUUAAUGUAGACAUAAGCACAAGCAACUAGAAAGUACAGCCAUUUUUUAUAACUUAAAGCUCCAAUAUGUAACUUUUUG